AAAAAUACAUUCUUAAAUGUGUAUUCAAGAAGACAUUCAUCAAAAUAUAUUACGAAUAUUUCACUAAAUUUGAUUUAUAUGUAUAUUUAGUAAGAUAUUCUUAAAUAUGUUCAAAAUCUUGCUAAAAUAUUCUUGAAAGACUUUUCUGAAUAUUAUAUCUCAAUUUUUUAUAAAAAUAUUAUACAUAUUUUAAAGAACAUUCAUAAAUUUUAAAAUAUGUUAUAUAUUGAGUAAUAUUUUCUUAAAUAUGUAUAUAAAUCAAAUUCAAAAAGAUGUCAGCUACAUUUAAGAAAAACUUUCUAGAUAUUCGUCUGAGUUAUAUUUAAGAAGUUUAUUUACACAUUUAUGAAAGCAUUCAGGAAUUGGGAAAGUAAUUUUACAACGUUAAGAAGAUAUCAUACACAUUUAGAAAAGUCUUUGUAAUUUAUUUUAAAGAUUUUUAUUCUAAAAGAAAAUUUUCCCAAAAGAAGAUUGAAUUUUUUUUGAGAAAAAGUUCUUUUGUUUUUUUGAAAAUUUAUUUAUUUAUAAAUAUUUAAUAAAUAAUUACUUCAAAUUAUAAACAAAAUAGAUUGCCACUUACAACUUUAAUGAAACCUUUUUUGGUCACUAUAACUUUAAAUAGCUAUUUAGAGGACAAAAGCUUAAAAAGCUAUUAGUGAGUUUUGGGCUUAAGAAUAAGGAAAAAGUAAAAUUGCUAUAAAUCAAUAAUUUAAAGAUGAGAACAACUAUCAUUUAUAAAGUAUCAACAAAUAGAUAAUCAAUAACUAUUUAUUUAUGGAGAUUUUGUUCAUAUUCUUCAAAAGUAUCUUUCAAUUGAUCUACAUAACAAAAUUUUAGAUUAAUUUAUUUCAUAAAUUAUUAUGUAUAGAUUUGAAAUUCUGAUUACUAAUAUUGAUAUCAUUCGUAAAAUAUAUUUAAUGGAUUUUUGGAUUAUUCAUAUAAAAUGAUAUAUAUUAGAUGCUCAAGUUUAUAAGAAAUUAUACUAUUAAUAUCAAUGAUGAAGUAAAAUAAAUAGUACAAAAAUGUAGAGUUAUUCAUAACAAGUAAUUAUUCCAUCUUGAACUCUUCAAAAUUUAAAAUACAUAUAAAAACACAGGAAAUAAAAUCUAUAAUAUUAUUUGAGACGUUAAUUUGCUUAUUUGUCAGGUUCUCCAUAAUUUUAGGCUGAUUCAUUAGUUUUACUAAACAACUAGAGCUUGACCGUGAAUCCGCACGGAUGUUAUUUUUAUAGAAUAAAGAUAUGAAUCUUUUUACAACAAAAACAUGUAUUUAUUGCAAACACAUAAGUUCGUACGGGUGUUUGUUCAAUUUGUAAUAUAUAAUAUUUAUGAUAAAUUGACGGUUAUUAUAAAAAUUGGUUAGAAAAUAAUCCGAUUAGAGAAUAAUUGUAAGUUUGGUUAGAGAAUAUUCUAGCAAAAUGAAGAAUUUGUGAUUAAUUAAGAGAGAUAUACUUUUUGGAUUAGACAUGUUUUAUAUGAAUUGCAGAUGGAUCAUUAAUUACUAAACGGAUGAGCAAUAUAGAUGGGUCGUAAAAAAUAGAUUAAAAGUGUAGAUAUUCUUGCAAUACCAGAAUAAGUAUAAGGUCAUAUUUCAUUUUUUAAAAUAAACAAAAUUAUAAGCAUAUUGGUAUAUAUAGUAUUCAAUCAACGAGUAUGUUUAGAUUUAUAUUAUUAAAAAUGAUAUAAAUGCAGUGGUAAAAACUGUAAUUUAUAAGAUGAAGUAAAGGAUUUUUUUCAAAAGAUAAUUCAGAUUUAAUAAUAUAGAUUUCUAAAACAUGAUAUUGAUAAACAUGUCACAACAUUGAUAAACUAUUAUGCAUUACAAAAUGACAAUGAAUACAAUACAAACAUUCUUGGCCCUCAUCCCCUCUCUUCCUAGUAAAAGAUAUAUUUAACCUUUAAUAUAUCUUAAAUAUACGGAGAAUCUUAUAAUUCACGAAUGAAAGAUUACAAAGAUAUGAAAAAAAAAUAUUAAAUAAUUUUUAAUGGAUGGUUCAACUUAAAAAAUCAUACAUGAAUAUUUUCGAUGCAAUUCUAAUUCAUUUCAUUCGAUUGUAUCGUGUUUGAAUUAUAUCUACCAUGAAUAUUUUUAUACGAAAGUACAUGUUAUUGGUUAUAGACUAUGUCAAUUUUGGAACAUAUCCAAUAAUAUUGAUGCCCAACCAUUUUUAUUGGUAUUAUUAAAGAAUGGUUCAAUAAUUAUGUAUGCAAAAUAAAUUCAGCAUAUUUGUUUUAAAUUUAUUUAUUUUUCUUUAUAUUAGUAGAAUAAAGUAAGUAUAGAUAAAAUAUUUGGAUCCGAAAAAUCGAUCGGAACUUGAUUUGAAAGUAAUACUAAACACAAACUAAAAAUGGUUAAGUACUCGAAUGGAUCUAAAAAUUUAAUAUAUGGAUAAUCAAACCUAAAUCCGAUCCAAACUGAAAUAUUUUAGAUACCAAAAAUAUCUAAAAUAUAAUUUUAUACUUAAAUAUUUUAAUUAUUUUAAAUUUUAUAUAUAUUAGAUAUUUAAUAAUAUAAAAUAUCUAAACUAACAAAACAUGUUCAAAAUACUGAAAAUAUAUAUUUUUCUCCAUCUAAACAUUUAAACUGAACUAUUUUUUAUGUAAAUUUAAGUAUUUAGUCUUCCAUUAUUCAUUUUUUCAUUAUUAAAAUUCUCAUGUUUUAUAUUAUUUUUAUUUUUUUGAUUUUCAUGAUUAAAUAAAUUUGGAUUUUUGUUGAAAAUUUAUUACAUAAUUAAAAUGGAUACCCGAACUCGAACCCGAACAUACAAUGUUUCGAACCAAAUCCAAACCAAAAUAAACCAAAAUUUGUAAAUAUCCGAAUCAUAUUUAAAUUUCUAACUAUAAAAAUCGAAAAUCCAAAUAGAUCAACUGAAUCUGAACGGAUAUAUGAAUAUCGAUCCCUUGAAAAGCUAUAAGAUAAAUCUCUUAUUACAACAUAAAUAAAUAUUUUAACAAAUUAUUUCACUUCGUCCACGGCAUGCUACACAGUACACUGUUAUUAAAACAAAAAUAUGAAAACUUUAGUGCCCUUCUGACAAAAAAUGAAAAUAUUUACUACCCAUAUUAGAAUCUUCAUCGAUCAGAGAAGCCGAACAUACACUGCUCCUGAAUUUUUCCAAAUAAAUGAGGAUUCCUUUGUUCCACCUUUCCCAUGCGUCUGUCUGUUCAAUGUUCUUGCCCAUAGUAUUUAAAUAUCAUAUUUUUAUUGGAAAAAAAAAAAAAACAGAAAACAAAAUAGACACCCAAUGCCUUUAUGUGUCUCCUACUUCAUGAAUUAUUUUCUAAACAACCCAUAAAACUCAACCUCUCCCAUGUGCCCUCACAUGCUUUCCAAUGAAUUACCAGUCAAUUAAUUUCUGUUCUUUCAAGUUCCAUUGAGCGUUGUUUACAACAAAAAUAAGACGCCCACUUUUGAUAACACGUUCACUAUGGAUCUCCGCAAAAGUAGAGCAACAACAACCACCGUUACUCUCUCAUGUCUUCUCCUCGUUUCUUCAUUCUACACUCUCUCCACCGCAACAUCAGCCACAAAUCCACCCUCGUACCAACUAUUUCUAUUUGUAGGAUUCGUUCUAGCCGCAGCUUUGUCGCUUCUGAUACUUGUCACUGCUGCACGAGCCACCAUGGUCGCGUGGAUAACAGUGAUCGUCUUGCUGGCCUUCUCGGGUACACGCCGCCGUGUUCUGGCGAAGCAGGGAAAGAUGAUAACGACGGACGUGGCUAUGUGCUUGGUCAGGGUUCUGAUUAGUGAGGCAGAUCCUCGUGGUUAGUCUGAUGGGGUUAGUACGAUGUUAAAGAGUAUUUACUAUAUACAUAUUAUCCAUGUAUAUAACUUCAACUUAUUCGUUUUGCGAAUGAUUUUCGGUUUUUUUUUAUUAUAUAAUCAAAUGUAAGUUUCGAGUAUCUAUAUAUCUGUGUAUGUGGAAUUCUUCAAAUGUUCAUUAAAUGCUAGUCAAGUUAUGAGACAAAAUUCAGUUCAAAACAAAAAGUUAUGAGACAAAUUUUUGGUGAACAGUUACAAAAUAAGAAUAAAAUUGGGAAAAUUGUUUUUUUGGGCCAAAAAAUGAUAACUAUGCAGUAUGUCUUAU
Messenger RNA from Brassica napus (rape), 4087 nucleotides. RefSeq lists its product as uncharacterized. NCBI's taxonomy places the organism in Eukaryota, Viridiplantae, Streptophyta, Magnoliopsida, Brassicales, Brassicaceae. The transcript has a single exon. Bases 3428 to 3769 code for a protein of 113 amino acids. The record is from RefSeq and is a predicted model, not a curated record.